CUGUAGUGGUCUAGAGAGAUGUUCUAAGCAGCAGUUGGCCAUGUGCCAUCAUUAUAUGUGUUUGGACUUGAACUGUGUGGAUGGCACUGAAAAGGAUUCUGACACCAUACGAGGAUUUCUAGAGUACCAGCAAGCCGCUUAUCUUUGAAUUUUUUUGAAAGCUCUACUUCAAUCAAUAUUAAAAGGCGAUGUCACACUUACCAUUAUAUGCCAGCUGGACAGGGACUAUAAUCUGCCUAGAGACCAUCUGCUGAGAUCAUUUCCAAGGAAAAAAUCACAGAAUUCACAGGCCGUGAGCCUCUCCCACUCAUCUCCUGUACAACGACUACAUCAUCAAUUACCUAAGUCAUAAGAAAGCAUACAUUUAUGGCUGAAAAAAGAAAAACUAUUUCCACAACAGACAAGCUGCCAUUUUGCUUAGCUGCACGCGCUGCAUGUGGUGGGUUUCUUGCUUACUGUCCCUUCAAAUGGAGACAAAUAGGAUCUAAAGAUAUCUGUUUAACAUUAACCCCAUUGGUGUUUUAGGCUGGAGUGGAAGACCAGGCAUCCCAGUGACUCAUGACUUCUGUAUCAAGGCCAGAGAGGGGCAAGGCUAAAGUUUGGAAGCUCUGCUAGGAAGUAGAACACAGUGUUAGAGACAAGACCUUAUUAUCACAUUCCAUGUAAGUCAAACAAACACAGCCUAUUUAUGACACCUUUCCUGUAAUACACCAUGCUGGUAAAUUUGUAAUCUCUUUAAGGCUAAUGCCAUAUUUAUUUUUUAUACAUGUAGCUCAAAAAAUAAGAAGAGUAAUAAAGUAAAAGGAUUGGCAUCAAAGAGGAGACUGCUGUAUACUGGUCUAGCUAAAGUGAUAGCAGGGAGGAGAGUAUAACCUAUAAAAGCACAUAAGCAGUAGUGACUGACUCACUCUCAAAGCAGCUGUAUUGCAGAAGGAUUACAGCAAGAGAAGAAGAGCAGACACACAGCAACUAAGAAACUCUCAACAGGGGUAACACAAUGAUGGCAAACAGGAUUUAUAAGAAGAACAGUAGAAAUGGCUCGAUUUGUCUUUACUUGGGGAAAAGAGACUUUGUGGACCAUGUGGACCAUGUUGAUAUUGUGGAUGGGGUGCUCAAGGUGGACACUUCAGAACUAGAUGGAAGAAAAGUGUUUGUACAGCUGUCUUGUUUCUUUCACUAUGGUAAGGAAGAUUUGGAUCUGAUCAGUUUGUCCUUCAGGAAAGACAUUUGGAUGCACCACGUUCAAAUUUAUCCUCCACCUGCUGAAGACAAACCAGUUACUACGCCUAUGCAGGAUGUCCUUAUGAAGAAAGCAGAGGAGGGAGCACACCCCUUCACUUUUAAUAUUCCAGCAAAUCUGCCAUGCUCUGUAACUUUUCUGCCAGCAGCAUGGGACAAAGGCAAGAUUUGUGGUGUUGACUUUAAAAUAAAAGCCUACAUUGCCAACGAGGCUGACGAUCCAGAUGAGAAAAUUGACAAGAAGGACACUUGUCAGUUGAUCAUUCGUAAAAUCCAAUUUGCACCAGACAAGUUGCUGCCUGGGCCUGAGGUGAAUAUCUACAAGCAAUUCAUGUUUUCGGGAAAAACGAUUCACCUGGAGGCCUCCACAGAGAAGGAGGUUUACAAUCAUGGAGAUCCUAUCCAGGUCAGAGUGAAAAUAAACAACCAGACUAAUAAAGUGAUCAAAAAAAUAAAAAUUUCCAUUGACCAAACAGCAGAUGUUGUGCUCUAUUCAACUGACAAAUACACCAAAGUCGUUCUCUGUGAGGAAUUUCGUGAUCAAGUAAAUGGUCAAACCACAUUUGAGAAGGAAUACAUAGUCACGCCUCUAGUGGCCAACAACAAAGAGAAAUAUGGUCUGGCAUUGGACGGCAGGUUAAAAGAUGAAGACACAAACCUUGCAUCAUCCACAAUUCUGCUACCUGGCACAUACAAAGAUGUACAGGGCAUUCUGGUGUCUUACAAAAUCAAAGUCAAACUCAUGGUGGCCAGUGGUGGUGUCUUUGGAAGCCUUAUAUCCAGUUAUGUUACUGCUGAAAUACCUCUGAUCUUAAUGUCACCAAAGCCAAAAGAUGUGUAAGUGGAAACCUUACAUCUCAGCUGCAUUAUAAAGCACAUUUUAUAUGUUUAUUGUGAUGCAAACUGUGUUUUCUCCUAGUUGAUACAAUCUCAGCUUCUGUUACUAAGAAUAAUUAUUCUGUUAAAUACUGUACUACAAAGUGUAUUGAGGAAACUCAGUAUGAUAAGGUGGACAAGCCAAAGUAAUUUGGGUUGGAGUUCCCAAAAGCAUUGCAAAUUGAGCCCCACAUUAAAAACUCUUUCUACAAGCAAAGAUUAUAUUAAUUUUAUAGAGUUUUGGGGAAACUACAUUAGUAGGAUAUUGUUGCACUGACAUUAUUUCUUUAGCAUAGAAGUGAUAUUAUUUUAGAUAUCGAAAAUAAAUUACCCAGUAGUAAAUACAGGCCACUCCAAAUUCUUGCAUGUUACUCUCGU
Molecule: messenger RNA, 2493 nt
Organism: Ictalurus furcatus (blue catfish)
Lineage: Eukaryota; Metazoa; Chordata; Actinopteri; Siluriformes; Ictaluridae
Gene: arr3b
Product: arrestin 3b, retinal (X-arrestin)
Exons: 15
Coding region: 998-2080 (360 amino acids)
Biological process (GO): G protein-coupled receptor internalization; signal transduction; visual perception
Molecular function (GO): G protein-coupled receptor binding
Source: RefSeq, a predicted model, not a curated record